Schizophyllum commune H4-8 is the source of this 546-nucleotide messenger RNA. RefSeq lists its product as uncharacterized. The record is from RefSeq and is a predicted model, not a curated record. Lineage: Eukaryota; Fungi; Basidiomycota; Agaricomycetes; Agaricales; Schizophyllaceae. The coding region runs from base 1 to 546 and encodes 181 amino acids. The transcript is spliced from 5 exons.
AUGGCCGCCUCAUCGAACGACAUCCUUUCCUGGACAAACCAGGACCCGCGCGAGUCCGAGCUCUUCAACCCCUUCGGCCUCGCAUACCGUUUUCAAACUGCUGUCGGCGCCAACGGCAACACCGUCACCACUCUCUGGCGUACUAUUCGCGUGAACAAGGAAGACCGCGUCGCGAAGUUCGAAUGGGCCGCCAAUGGUGGCUUGGGACGAGUACUAGUCGGGAAGAACCUGAUGCCGAUGAAGGACCUGGUACGACCGGACGCGCGGAUACAGAACGGGCGGAUUUUCAAUGGCCCCGAUGGCGCGCAGUACCGCUGGCGAGUCGCCAGUAAUGGCGUCGAUGUUGUUCUGCAAGACGCGAACAACAACGUCAUCGCGUUCUACCACCCCCACAACCCACCAACGCAGUACACAAAGUACGAGGUCCACGGGGAGCUUCACUUCGUCCGCAGUGCGGGCGCUGGCACGGUGACGCAUCCUCCCAUGAUGGAUAUGGUGGUGAUAACCGCUAUGCUCUACCGCUUCUGCGCGAUGUGGGGGAUCUGA